CGCGGCGAGAAAUAAAUCGCGGACGGAGUGAGAAAAGUCCCCGGCGGAAGAAUGGCCAUUGCUGCAACAGCAGCACAGCUUGCAGAACGUGAUGGGCCCAAUGGAAACAACGCCUAACCAUGCCACUCUUUGCCCCGCACAUGGCGGCUCCUCCCAGCUGCGUCAGAGGACCAGAAAUCACCUUGGAUGCAUCAUAGAGACUGUGGGCUGAAACCCCCUUUGAGGCAGAACUGAACUCCUCCACUCCACCGAGUCGGCCCGCGCGUGCGCAGUGCGUGCGCAAGGGAAAAAAAACCCCAACAACCUUCUUCCCGGAAUGCCCCACGUGAGCGUUAUGAGUGAGGUGGAAAUAGAUGCGAGGAAGCCCCGCCUCAUAACAAUGAUGGGGCCAAGAUGGCGCCUGGCGAUAGCUGCGCUUGUGGGCUUCGUCGUUCCUGUCCCUGGGUUGGCUGAAGUGGCUUUGGAAAGUGAUGGGAAAAACCCAGCCAGUUUGCCUGGGGUCACGCCGUGUUGGCAAAGCGAGGAUUUCGUGGUGACCCAGCAGUGCGCUCCCUGCCAGAGUUUUCAGGCGAAAACGAUGCCAGAAUGCAGCGUGACGGGCUUCGUUGAGCAGAUCAACUGCAGCGCUUCCAAGAAGGGCGAAUACAAGAGCUGCCGUUCCAUGGAGAUGGAAGCUCGCAUCUUCUGGAAGUUCGAGGGCGCCAUGCUUGGCGUGGCGGCCGUCUUCGCCCUGCUGGUGGUGUGUCGGCAGCGCAUGCUCGACCGCAGAGCCUUGGAGAAAGUGCGCAAGCAGAUAGAAUCCAUCUAGUCGCGCCGGGGUCUCUCGCCGCACUUUUCGGAACAGAACCUAGCGACAGCGGUUGCGGGGCAGCGGCGGGAGUGAAUCUUCCAUUGGACUGUUUGGAGGAGGGAACGAGCACCCUGUGCUCAUUGGAAAGCAUUUCCCCCCCCCUUCACUUCUGGCCACUAGGGAAUGCUGCUUCCCACACCUGGGACCUAAAGGCACUUGGACUGAAACUGUUGCAUUGAAAUGCUGGCAACUUGCAUCGUUUUUUGAACAUCCUGGGCACUUGUACGAAGAACCGUCUUGCACCCCACAUUGUCUGUGGUGCAUCCUGACUUGGUUUCCUGCAUGGUCUCGAUCUGUUGCAAACUCUUCUGCCUCUCUAGCCUGUGUUGGAUUCAAAGGAGCAAGCCCAGCAUCUCCCUGGUCAUACCACUGUUUUAUUAAAGACCAGAAAACCCCGGUGAGCAUCUCUAAAUCUUGUAAGGAAAGUGACUGAUCUCUGCCCUUAUUCAUGCAACGCCCUUUCUUUUUGGGGGUGCGGAAAAUGUAGCUCUAUUUUGGCUUUUUUAAAAAGCCGCCCUGCGUAUAGUCUGGGUGUGUGUGUGCGCGCUGUCAGAACUUUACUGUGGCUUAUUUUAAACAGCCGUCCCUACUGGAUUCCUCUGUAAGAAACCUCAAUGUGAUUAAAAGCACGAUGAAGCUUUCCAAACGCA
This is a messenger RNA of Zootoca vivipara (common lizard), 1500 nucleotides long. RefSeq names its product jumping translocation breakpoint (gene JTB). The record is from RefSeq and is a predicted model, not a curated record. Gene Ontology annotation, cellular component: spindle; membrane; centrosome. NCBI's taxonomy places the organism in Eukaryota, Metazoa, Chordata, Lepidosauria, Squamata, Lacertidae. Gene Ontology annotation, biological process: mitotic cytokinesis.